GCCGCGGGCGGCGGGCGAGGGGAGCUCCGCAGCAGCCCGCCCCUGCGCCCGCCCCUCCCGCCCGCGGCUCCUCCUCGCUUCGCCAUGGUGGAGCGGGGCGACGCGGCGCCGCUGCUGCGCUGGGCCGAGGGCCCCGCCGUCUCCCCGCCGCAGGCCCCGGAGCUGCAGGCUGGGGGCGGGGGCCGGGGCCGGGGCGGGGGCGGCCGGGGGCCCGCGGAGGCGCCGAGGCGGCGGGAGCCCCAGGAGCUGGGCGCCCCCGAGGUGCUGCUGCAGCCCGGGCGCCUGGAGCUGGGCGACGUGGAGGAGGACCAAGUGGUGGCCGUGUUCGUGGUCACCUUCGAUCCCCGCUCGGGAAACAUGGUGGAAUGGUGUUUACCACAAGAUAUUGACCUUGAAGGCGUUGAGUUCAAGUCUAUGGCCAGUGGGUCCCAUAAAAUCCAGUCUGAUUUCAUCUAUUUCCGGAAGGGGCCCUUCUUCGGCCUGGCCUGCUUCGCCAACAUGCCCGUGGAGAGCGAGCUGGAGCGCGGAGCACGCAUGAAGUCCGUGGGCAUCCUGUCUCCAUCCUACACCCUGCUUUACCGGUACAUGCACUUCUUGGAGAACCAGGUUCGACACCAACUGGAAACACCAGGACACUAUUCCCAUCUGGCUGCCUUCUAUGAGGACAAGAAAGGGGUGCUCCAUGCUGGUCCCGGGAGGGGCGGCAGCCUGCCCCCCGUCUAUUGGCUGCCUUCCAUCCACCGGUACAUGUACCCAGAGAUGAAGAUCACACACCCAGCUGGCUGCAUGUCUCAGUUUAUUAAGUUCUUUGGAGAGCAGAUCCUCAUUCUUUGGAAAUUUGCCUUACUGAGAAAGCGCAUUCUGAUAUUUUCUCCCCCUCCUGUGGGUGUCGUAUGCUAUCGAGUAUACUGCUGCUGCUGCCUGGCCAACGUCUCCCUGCCUGGCCUCGGGGGCACCAUCCCUGAGUCCAAGCCUUUCUUCUACGUGAAUGUGGCCGACAUCGAGAGCCUGGAGGUAGAGGUGUCCUAUGUGGCCUGCACCACAGAGAAGAUUUUCGAGGAGAAGCGGGAGCUGUACGAUGUCUAUGUGGACAACCAGAAUGUGAAGACGCACCACGACCACCUGCAGCCCCUGCUGAAGAUCAACAGCGCCGACCGGGAGAAGUACCGGCGGCUCAACGAGCAGAGGCAGACGCUGCUGUACUCCCAGGAGGUGGAGGGGGACUACGGCCCGUGUGAAGAGGACCUCUUUGUGCUGUUUUUCCUCGAGCAAAACAACCGGAUAUUCCAGACGCUGCUGGAGGUGUCUGCCAGUCAAGACAAAACCCUGACAGCCGAGCAUGCCCGGGGCAUGGGGCUGGACCCGCAGGGCGACCGCAGCUUCCUCAUGGACCUGCUGGAGGCCUACGGCAUCGACGUCAUGCUGGUCAUCGACAACCCCUGCUGCCCGUAGGGGAGAGCCCAUGAGCUGCUGCGGGGACUCUGCCAGGCCCCCCAGGGCUCACUUUUUAUUAAGUGGACACAAAGGGACAUUGUUUAUACUUUCCAACUGAUGUAAUUUUUGCAAUCGCCGUUCUUCCCUUGCUCUGGAGAGGUAAGAUGAGACUGCUGUGGUUUUGUGUGUGCCUUCCGUAGGCCGCUGCCACCUUCUCCCAGAGUUGCUGCCUGCUUUGGUGUCGGGUGUUCUCAUCAGCGGGAACUCUCUCAUCUCCUUGUUGAAUGCCCUGAGAUGUGGCAAAGGCCAAGUGUCGCCAGGAGUGGGCUGAUCUCUGGAGACACAGAUAUACUGUUCCGGAACACUCUGUGGCCCGUGGCCCGAGAUGGAUUCAAGGAUGAGACCAAAUCUUCCCUAAGUGUGGUGGUGGGUGUCCCGUGGCGGAAGCUAGACCAGGUGACCUUUCAAGGUCAUCGCUUCUGAGAGUCCAGUCUGAGGGCCAGACCUAUUUUCCUGUUUAUUAAAACAAAUCUGUGUCUUCCUGUGAGGAGAGAUCUCAAAGUGGGACAGAAGGAUGUGUCUGACCCCAAGCGCGAGCUUCUGGGACAGGGCGACAGGGAGAAGCUCCUUGUUAGUCAGCUGAGACUCCUCCCAGUUCUUGGGGGCCACUCAGUGUAGAAUUCCUCUUCCUCAGAAUCCCCCUUUUGGGAUGGAUUGGCAAAUCCAUUUUCCAAUUCAGUCUCCUUUAAGGGCUACCCAUCCUCUUAGAAUAAUUUGGGUAUAUUUAAAGACUAGCAUUUGUUGCCCAAAGAUGGAGGAAUUGAGGUGCAGGAUAGAAGAUGUGCCUUCAUCUGGGUGUGCCCUCCGGAGGUGUGACCAGUAGAGCCACAGGUCAAAGCAGAGCCUCCUGGAUGCUGUGAUCCAGCCAGGAUCUGAGCUGGUUAACACGGAGCUGAGAGCAUGUUAGCAAGACUGUGGGCUAGCAUGGAGCCCCACAGAGCUCCUCCUGCAGAGAGGACAGUCCUUGAGCUAAGUAAUUGGGGACAAGGACCUAUCAGGUUGUUAGCAAAUAUGACAGUGCCUUUCCCGGGAGAGCGGUCGGGAGCCCAAGUAUCAGGUGAGUUUCUGCUUUCCUCUCAGAGGUUUCAAUCCAGACAGCUCCCGUCGGUCCCUGCCUGUUUGGUUUGGCUGGGCGUUGGAUGGAUGUCAGCUUCGGUGACCUAGGAAGCAGGCUCCUGUGAGUAGUGUGAGGGCAGUAAUUUAGGAUUUUGACUUAAGGAAAUAAUUCCUUCCCCUGCCCCCUUCCUGCCCGGCUGUUACUGGAAUAGCCGUCAGUGUAUCGUGUCUGUGGCCAGGCUGCAGCCAGGCUAAUGCACACAGCAG
Pipistrellus kuhlii (Kuhl's pipistrelle) is the source of this 2817-nucleotide messenger RNA. RefSeq names its product DENN domain containing 11 (gene DENND11). The transcript is spliced from 9 exons. The coding region runs from base 85 to 1452 and encodes 455 amino acids. The record is from RefSeq and is a predicted model, not a curated record. Gene Ontology annotation, cellular component: cytoplasm. Lineage: Eukaryota; Metazoa; Chordata; Mammalia; Chiroptera; Vespertilionidae.